Pogoniulus pusillus (Red-fronted tinkerbird) is the source of this 1053-nucleotide messenger RNA. RefSeq names its product galectin 3 (gene LGALS3). NCBI's taxonomy places the organism in Eukaryota, Metazoa, Chordata, Aves, Piciformes, Lybiidae. The transcript is spliced from 7 exons. Gene Ontology annotation, molecular function: IgE binding; laminin binding; carbohydrate binding. Gene Ontology annotation, biological process: eosinophil chemotaxis; macrophage chemotaxis; positive chemotaxis. The coding region runs from base 184 to 945 and encodes 253 amino acids. The record is from RefSeq and is a predicted model, not a curated record. Gene Ontology annotation, cellular component: nucleus; cytoplasm; immunological synapse.
GGUUGCUGUGCCGCAGCCGCUCCCCCCGCCCCAUCCCCGCCCCGUCGGGUCCUCGCCGCCGGGUCCAGGCCGCCCAGCAGCGGUGGGGUCGCAGCUCCGCCGCCGAGAAGCGGGAGCCGGCGCAGCGCUCGGUACCAGGCAAGGGUUCGUUUGGCUGCCCCAGAGCUCUGCCUGGCAGGAGGAAUGUCAGACGGAUUCUCUUUAUCCGAUGCCUUGGCCCCCGGCAGCAACCCGAACCCCUCUGCGCCCCCACCCCACGGCUGGCCCUCCUGGGGGAGCCAGCCUCCAGCUCCUGGGGCAUUCCCAGGCUAUGCUCCCCCCCCGGGGCCGUAUCCUGGAGCACCUGGAGCAUUCCCUGCAGCACCAGGAGCCUAUCCAGGAGGACCAGCAGGACAUGGACUGUAUCCAGGAGCACCCGGAGCGUUCCCUGGAGCACCAGCAGGACCAGGGCCAUAUCCUGCUCCAGGACAACCACCCAGUGGCCCUGGACUCGGGCCACAUCCUCCGCAGGGUGGACCAGCUGCUCCCAUGAAAGUGCCCUUCGAGAUGCCCCUGCAGGCAGGACUCAUCCCUCGGAUGCUGCUAACCAUCACAGGGACUGUCAGCCCCAACCCUAACAGGUUCUCCGUGGAUUUCAAGAGAGGGAAUGACAUUGCCUUCCACUUCAACCCCCGCUUCAAGGAGGACAGGAGGAAAGUCAUCGUCUGCAACUCCCUGUUCCAGGGUAACUGGGGCCAGGAGGAGAGGACAGCUCCCAGGUUCCCAUUUGAAGCUGGAAAACCCUUCAAGCUCCAGAUCCUUUGUGAGGUGGAUCACUUCAAGGUGGCAGUGGAUGAUGCUCACCUGCUGCAGUACAACUUCCGUGAGAAGAGGCUGAACGAGGUCACCAAGCUCUGCAUCGCUGGGGACGUCACCCUCACCAGCGUCAUGCCCACCAUGAUCUAAGGCUGCUGCUGGAGCUGCAGUGUAAGCUUUGUGCUCCUGCUCUGGCUGUAACAGAAGUGCCUUUUGACAUGACUCUCUUGCAGUAAUAAACCACACUUUCACAAGUGA